Molecule: messenger RNA, 6809 nt
Organism: Ochlerotatus camptorhynchus
Lineage: Eukaryota; Metazoa; Arthropoda; Insecta; Diptera; Culicidae
Gene: cyst
Product: cysts
Exons: 24
Coding region: 959-5521 (1520 amino acids)
Biological process (GO): regulation of Rho protein signal transduction
Molecular function (GO): guanyl-nucleotide exchange factor activity
Source: RefSeq, a predicted model, not a curated record
ACCUCACACUCUCUCGCGCGAUGCUCUCGUGUCACCCCCUUUCGUUGUUCCUUCCUUCCUUCCUUCCUUCCUUCGUACUUGAUGUGCUUGUAGCUCUCGUUUAUACACGCAACAACCAUUAUUCCUUUUGCACUCGCUCGCUCUCUCUCUCUCUCUCGCUCUCUGCGUACUUUAUGCACAAGUGUUUCUCGCUCUGGGUCUCCUCCUCGUCGCCACUUUACACGGCGAUGAUGACGAUGGGAGCCCAAAAUCGAAGAAAGUACCUGAACCGCCUAAGUCUGUGUGUGAAUGACUAGCUUUGCAUUAUUUCGACAUUGUGCACCUCAAAUUAUGCACAAAUUGUGUGUAGCAGACUCAUUACUGAAAACCCCCUUUAGCAUCAAACUGACUGAUUGCCAGAAGAAACCGAGUGUGCCUUGCGCGAUGCAAACGCAGUGUAUUCCCACUCUCUCUCUCUCUCUUUUUUUGCUCUUAUAUCGGUGUGUCUCUCUGAUUGGACGGAAAAAAUAUUAAAGAAACGAGCUCGAUUGUUUUUCUUUUCCUGCAUAGCCUACUUGAUGUUGUUUGUUUGUGUGUGAACGUAUAUUAUGUUGCAUAGUAGUUUUUUUUUCGGUGUGAUUUUCAACAUUCAACAAUUUUCCUCGAUUGGGAAAUCCUUUCGCUCGCCACUUAUUUUGUGUUCUUGCAUUUGUUAAAUUCUCCUAAAUAAAAAAAAAAAAACAACAACCAGUGUCAGUGUAAAUACGCGUGCUAAUGUAUGAGUGUUUGUGAAAUCAUCAUCGAUUGAUCCUUCCAGUGUGCAAUAAUUGAAGAGUGUCCAAAAUUAAGAGUGCAACGCGAUCCGGAUCUGGUUCGAAGAAGCCUGAACCUCAUAAAAUGUGCACCACAAAAGCUGAACGGUUUGAUUUUUGACGAGAAUCAGUAACAGAGAUAAGAGUAAAAACAGUUAAUUUUGUUCAUGAUGGAUAGUAAAGAUCACCUCGCUUCGGAACAGUUGAUACUGUUGUCAUCAGACGACGAAAACGAUGGGGACGUGGUAAUCGAUUAUCUAAGCUCUGCCAACCAGCCACCUUCGCCGUCUUCGCAGCCACUGCUCGCACCGGUGACCACUGGUCUCCUGAGAUGCAAUGAACCAACAGCGACACCGCCGAAGGAGCUCCCUUCUUCCGUAGUCACCUACAACAAUAGUAAUAGUAGCAACAACGUUCACAACUACAACAGCAGCAUCGUUGAAAAGUGCAACAACAAGAGCAAACUGAGCGACAUCGUCAUCGACACGGGCAUCAACGCUUACGGUCAUUUGCAGCAGCAGCAGCAGCAGGGCAACCAGAAUUUUAACAACAGCAGUGUUGCCAACAACCAUCACGUCAAUAUGGUGCCAAUCAUCAGCGUUACCCCGCACAGUCCGGGUGCCAAGUACAACUUUCUCGAGGAUACCCUGAACCACCUACAAUGCAUUCGGGAAAGCGUGGUCCAGAUGAAGAACUCCACCAUCCAGAAUACCAACUUUGGUGGUGCCGGAUUUAUCGGAUCAGCGCUCUCGUCGAACAAGCUGUUCUCGUCCUGUCCUUCGCUGCCGGACCUGACGAUCUCGAACCCGGGGAACAUCUGGCCCCAUCAGCAAACCAUGUACGGUCUCAACACCGACCGGCGGAAGUCCUGGACGGCGAUCGAGGAUUUGACCGAGUGUGCCAAGUCUUCUCACAAGAGUGUCAGCCUAUCGAGCCUGGACAGCGAAGAGCAGGAAUCUCUGCGAGCCGCCGAGAGGUUGCACAACCGAACCAGUCGCAACAGCACCGGAGGGAUAUCGACGCACUCGCUCAACGAAGCUGAACUGGCGCGGGACUUUGAGAAGAUUGUAGCCAAGCGCAACCUGGCACCCACAGUUUGCCGGAUUCCCCUGCAGAAGAGCAUCUCGACACCAUCGAUCGCGCCGGUUCGCAAUCAGGGUGCCAAAGAGGAUACCGCCACACCUUCACGGCAUCUUUCCGACAGUGAAGAUGAAACCCACGACGAUCGAUCACUGCUUUGUGUGAGAGAUAAAACUGAGGGUUACACCGAUCACCCGGAGAAACGCCGGAAACGAGGUUCGCUCUUCUUUCGCAAAAAGAAGGACAAAGCCAAAACCAAGGGCCAGAAUUCCACCUGCGAUGCUUGUGGCGCGGUCAUCAAUCUGGCCACCUACAAAGAGCACGCCGUGGAAUGUAAAGCUAAAAUUGCAAAGAAAUAUUUCCAAGUGCAGCCCAAGUCCGGUUCCAACAAGAAGAACUCAACCAACAGCCACAGUUCCUCGCACCACGAUGAUCAAGCUAGAGACUAUUACGAUGGCCACAUACAAAAUGACAACUCAAACUACUCGGACGAUACGCCGCUGAUACGGGAUGAAUUUCUACACGAGGCACCAAUCGGGCCUCACGAUCUCGGAGCGGAACCGAUCCUAGGCGUAGCCAUCGACGAGCACGACUCGUGGAGUCCCAGUGUACCAAAGGAGAUCGUCAAAUCGCUCAAGGAUAAGCAGGUCAAACGCCAGGAGCACAUCUACGAGUUCAUAAUGACGGAGAAGCAUCACUGCCAAACCCUACUAGUCAUGCAGAAGGUGUUCGUCGAGAGCCUCCAGAAGCACUUUAGCCACCUGAACCUGGAACGGAUGUUCCCGCGGCUGCUCGAUCUGACCGAGCUCCACACGGGCUUCCUGAAGAAGCUUCGGCUGAAACAGCGCGAGCACCACAUCGUCGACAGCAUCGCCGACAUCCUGUUGGACUUCUUCUCGGCCAUGUCGGCGCAGAAGCUGAAAUCGGCGUACGGCGAGUUUUGCUCCAACCACCGAUCGGCCCUGAGUACCUUCAAGUGCUACAUGACCGGAGACAACACGUUCGCCGAGUGGUACAAACACUGCCAGCAGAAUCCCCUGCUGAAGAAGAAGGGCAUCCCGGAGUGCAUACUGUUUGUGACGCAACGGUUGACCAAGUAUCCGCUGUUGAUCGAUCCGCUGCUCAAAAGUUCCCGCGAGGACAAGAUCGAGCAGGAAAAGCUGCAGAAGGCGAUGCAGCUGGUGAAGGAAAUUUUGGUCGACGUGGAUGCCCGCGUAGCGGACAAAGAGAAGGAGGACCGUCAAUUAGAAAUCUUCAAACGAAUCGAUGCCAAGUCCUAUGCGAUAUUCAAGAAGGAUAAGUUUAAGAAGUCCGAUAUUAUUUCCAGCAAUAGGAAGCUGAAAUUUGAAGGGGUGGCCACGCUGAUGCAGGGUAGAUCCAAGAUGCAGACUGUUUUGGUGGUAGUCCUGUCGGACUGCUUGUUCUUCCUGCUGGAGAACUCCCACAAAUACUCGUUCUUUACUCCGGAAAACAAGGCCGGUGUGGUGUCGCUGCAAAAGUUGUUAAUCCGCGAGAAAGCUGGUACCGAAUCGAGGGGAAUCUACAUCAUCUCGUCCAAUCCAGCGUAUCCGGAGAUGUUUGAACUGAAAGUGCAAAAUCCAAAGGAUAAAAACGUGUGGAUACAAUCGAUAAGAGCUGCCGUUUUGGACUGCCCGUCGGACGAAUCCGAAGUGGAGGACUACAUGACUGCUGAACAACGCCAAAAACUGAUAGAUGCUAAGCAAGCCAACAUUCGUGAGAUUAUCUCGAUGGGGACGACCGAAUUGGAAGGCAAAAUGAGGCAAAAAGACUUUGAACAGGCAAUCCUGCUGGAGGAGAAGAUCGCCCUGCAACUGAGCCUGCUGCUGGACAACGAGCACAAUACGGAACAGCUGGGACCCACGGUGGAAGCAUUCAUCUCCAACUACGGCUCCUACCGGGAUCUGGUCUCGGAUGACUGUGAUACGAUAGAGAUUUGGAAGCGCGUGUUGAACACGAUUCAGGAGAUUAGCACCCUCGCAGCGUCCCUGUACACGGCGGCCACCGGGCUGCCACUGUCCCGGUCGUGCAGUUCGGUCGGCGAACGGCAAAGCGAGGUGUACAUUUCGCCUACAUUACCAAAGCGAGCGGAGACGUUCGGAGGAUUCGACGAGCGGAGAUCCAAACAGCAACAGAGUAUAACGAAUUCGUCACGAGAUGCCGUUCUAUCAACCCUCUCGGCGGGAUAUUUCACCAAUCGGGAAAGCUACGAAAAGCGUGAAUCCAAUGCUUCGGAGUUUGACGGAGGACCGUUCUCUCCCGGAGCACAGCACGCUCCAGUUAAACUGAAUUUGGACGGAUUGACCACCGAGCAAGCCAAGGACAACAACUACGCAGCACUUCACGUGUCCCACCAUUUGCACACAUUGCUGUGCAUAAUCUCCCAACAGAUGACGACGAUUCAAAGUCUGCAGCAUCAGUUGAAUUCGUUCCGGGAGAAUCCGAAGAACAUGUAUCGGCACAACGAUCAGCUGGAGGAACUUCGCAAUCUACAGGACAAACUGCAGGAGGAGAAGACAGCCUGGCAGAAGCAGAAGGAUACGGAGGAACGUGAACUGGAAGAGCAACGUCGGUCACAAAAGACCUUGCAGGACCAGAUUCGGGCCGAACAGGAGGAUAUCAAACAGCAACGGGAGCAGCUGUACCGAAAGAUGGAGAUUCUAUCCAGUCAGGGUCUAUUGCUGUCACCCAGUGUUGCCCUACCAGUUCCCGGCGGCGUCAUGCCAUCGCAGCACGAUGAACAGCCCAGUAAUAGUGAAGAGUACCACGUGGAUAGUGCGGUAAUGGCGGCUGGAUCGGGCUCUCAAUCUGUAAUAUCAACCAUCGAUCGAAGAAAGGACAAGUGGAGAACUGCUAGCAUCAACAAAUCUCCUCCCGUGAAUCUGGUCAGUGCAACAAAUGCACCAAAAGUCAACGCAGCUUCCAUCAAACAGCAGCUGCCGUUGAAGUUGUCCUCGCUGUCGAGCUCUAAGCCCAGCUCCAACAACAACUCGAUCUCGUCGCCCAGCGGAAGCAGUCCGAGCCUGAUGAACAGUAGUAGUGCCGGGAUAACGCAGAUGUUUCCACUCAAACUAGCCGAUAAGAAGCAGAUGAACUCGAGCUUACCAAAUCACUCACGAACCGGUAGCAGCCCUGCGGUAAUCCAGCAGCAGGUACCGGUUCAGACGGGAAACCCAGCCACGAGAACCAACACGUACCCGAAAAUCCCGGAACGGUAUCGGCUGCGAAGUUCGGACACCUACCAAUCCCCGCAGCACCACUACGGCGUCAGCAGCAGCCCGCAAUCGCAUCCGCACUCGCCUUCAUCGCCGUCGCCUUCGCACACAUCCUCGCAACGAUCGGCGUCGAUCCACGAGCAAUACCUGCAGCAACAUCAUUACCACAACCAAAAUCAGCAUCAACAUCAUCAUCAUCAGUUCCACCCGCAGCACCACUCGAUGCACACGACUCCGCUUUCCUCGCGCCACUCCAGCCUCCAGUCGCCUCCGCCGGUGGGUGGUUCGUCCUCGUCCCCAGCCGAUAUCGGUAACAUCGGCAGUGGCGGCGGUGGGGGCAACAGCAGCAAUAACAACAACGGCAGCAACAAGAAGGACUCCACCAAGGGCAAGGAGGAAGAGGUAAUCUAUUUUUGAUACAUGCCAGUUGAAGUCGAAAUAUAAUCACCUGGACGUGCUGGACUGGAUGCUGCUGUUUGCGCUGGUCGUCUCGCUGCUACUGUACGUUGUGAUUCUGAUCUUCCGACUGAUCUUUCCUGUGUGAUCUCACUCAGUUUCCUUUCCAUUGUUUUUUUUUUUAAUGCUAUCAACUGCUAUUAUUUUGAUUUGGAAGGCUCCCAGGUGGGCACGACGAGUUUUUAGGAUUUAGUGAAUGCAUUCCGAAAUUGUGUACAGGAAGGCGAAAUACUGACAUCAAUUAAAUUGAUACACAAUUGUACAAAAUUAUAGUUUUGGGUCCACCUGGGCGGAGAAAACCUUCCGCAAAGUCUCGCAAUGCCACGUGCAAUUUCCUUUCUUGUUUUAAGUACUAUUUUACCCCAACACUGCUCUUUAUUUAGAGCAAUUUGGAGCGAUUCAACUUAUGGCCUAUUUCUAAAAUAAAAAAAAAAACAUACAAAAGACAUCAGAAGCAAAUGAAAGCGAAAAGUGGACGAUAAACGACUUAAGUGAAAUGAAAAUUAACUCAAAGACUCAUAAAAUACGUGUACUUUCAAACAAAAAAAAAAUACAUUGUAGUAAACCAUCAGAGUUAAGACGUAGUGGGAUUCGUUAGAGAUGUUAAGGAAAAACUUGUUUAACUAGUAAUUCACAUAUCUGUUUAUGUUUAGCAAAAGGUAAAAAACAAGUGGGUUUUCGUAGAGAGAAUGUGACGUUUUCCAAUUCUAUUCUCUUAGCCAAUCCAUUUCGCGUUCGAUAUCACUUCCGAAUACGCACAACUACGAUUUCUAUCAAUAAGAAUUGAAGAACAACUCAUUUGCCAUUUCGCUCAUUCCGAAAAGUCGAUUAUGAUAAUCAUUCCACCUUGAUCUUGAUUCUUUCAGUGAUGGUAGUAGUGUUGUACUGAUUUUGACCGUAAAAGAAAACACAACAAAAAGACUCGAAAAAUUACAUUACGUGUGUGUAUAUGUAUAUAGCAGUAAUGGUUAUCUCUAGUUGUAAAUUGAAAACCAUAAUCAGACGGUAACAGUAGCGAAGGUGUUAGGAAACUCUCAUUCGCUGGAAAUCGAAAACGAUUGUCGAAUAUUACAAAACAACUUAAAACCAACAAGCAGUUAAACAAAACAAAACAAAACAAAAAUUCAAACUCUGUUUCCGUUUCCUAAUAAGCGUUUCUCUCGUCUCAUGUGAUCAAGUUGUUAGUUUUUUUCUACACAUACACACAAAUCAGCCGAUGUUAUAUAGUAAUAACAGACAAAGAGAGAGA